Sciurus carolinensis (gray squirrel) is the source of this 12633-nucleotide messenger RNA. It is a transcript of the gene Kcnma1, whose product is annotated as potassium calcium-activated channel subfamily M alpha 1. Gene Ontology annotation, biological process: potassium ion transport; transmembrane transport. Gene Ontology annotation, cellular component: postsynaptic membrane. The transcript has 32 exons. Gene Ontology annotation, molecular function: large conductance calcium-activated potassium channel activity. The coding region runs from base 843 to 4784 and encodes 1313 amino acids. NCBI's taxonomy places the organism in Eukaryota, Metazoa, Chordata, Mammalia, Rodentia, Sciuridae. The record is from RefSeq and is a predicted model, not a curated record.
CUUCGGGCGGCCUGAGCCCGCGCCCGCUCCAGUUGCUGCAGCUGCCACUGCUGGCGGCUGCGGGGAGCGCGGGGCGCGCGCCGAAGAGGAUCGGGCAGCGAGGACGGUGACGAGGAGGAGCCCGGAGGAGGCAAGAAGGAAGAACGAGCGGAGGCCGAGGAGGCUCAGCGGCUUGGAGAUACGACUCGGGGUCCAGGGAGCAUGGGCUAGCAGGAGGCGGCGGCCCGGCGCGCACAGGGGCGGCAAUUGGGAGCCAAGCGCAGCCGGGGGAAGCAGGCUGGCGUAGGGGCGCCGGGGGCCGGUUCUACAUUAUUAACGAGGUGCCGCCUAAUAAGCCAAGAGCGGCUCGUUAGCCGCGCGGGAGACGUGCGGGGAGGGGGUUCCCGGCCGCAGCGCAGCGCACACGCUUGGCGCACGGCGGGCGGCGCGGCGCCCAGGGCACCCGGGCCUGCGCGCAGAGCCCGGGCGGGCCCCGGGGCGGCGCAGACCCCGGGCGCGGGCGGCCCGCGGCGCCCCCUGGCUCUGGGCGCUCGGGCCAGCGCAGCCCCGGGCAAGCGGGGCGCGGGCCGGGGAGGGGGAGCCGCCCGCGCGCUCCAUCCCCUCCCCCCGGGCGGGCCGGCGGCGGGGGAGGGCGGGCGCGGCGGCUGGCUGUAUAUAUCUCCGCGCACCCCGCCAGGUCGCGCACAGCGCCCCGAGCCCAGGCGCUUCCCCGCCCCCCUCCCCGCGCUCGGCGGCGGCAGCGGUAGCAAUAGCAGCAACAUGGCUGUUGAUGGGUGUUCGGGGUGGCGCUGGCGGCGGGAGGAGCUCCCCCGAGCCCCUGCGCCGGCCGCCCGUUGCUAGCUAUGGCAAAUGGUGGCGGCGGCGGCAGCAGCAGCGGCGGCGGCGGCGGCGGAGGCAGCGGUCUUAGAAUGAGUAGCAAUAUCCACGCGAACCAUCUCAGCCUAGACGCGUCCUCCUCCUCCUCCUCCUCUUCUUCCUCCUCCUCCUCUUCCUCCUCGUCCUCGGUCCACGAGCCCAAGAUGGAUGCGCUCAUCAUCCCAGUGACCAUGGAGGUGCCGUGCGACAGCCGGGGCCAACGCAUGUGGUGGGCUUUCCUGGCCUCCUCCAUGGUGACUUUCUUCGGUGGCCUCUUCAUCAUCUUGCUCUGGCGGACGCUCAAGUACCUGUGGACCGUUUGCUGCCACUGCGGGGGCAAGACCAAGGAGGCCCAGAAGAUUAACAAUGGCUCGAGCCAGGCCGACGGCACUCUCAAGCCAGUGGACGAGAAAGAGGAGGCAGUGGCCGCCGAGGUCGGCUGGAUGACCUCCGUGAAGGACUGGGCUGGGGUGAUGAUCUCCGCCCAGACGCUGACCGGCAGAGUCCUGGUUGUGUUGGUCUUUGCUCUCAGCAUUGGUGCACUUGUGAUAUACUUCAUAGAUUCGUCAAACCCAAUAGAAUCCUGCCAGAAUUUCUACAAAGAUUUCACAUUACAGAUCGACAUGGCUUUCAACGUGUUUUUCCUUCUCUACUUUGGCUUGCGGUUUAUUGCAGCCAAUGAUAAGCUGUGGUUCUGGCUGGAAGUGAACUCUGUGGUGGAUUUCUUCACGGUCCCUCCUGUGUUUGUGUCUGUGUACUUAAACAGAAGUUGGUUGGGUUUGAGAUUUUUAAGAGCUCUCAGACUGAUACAAUUUUCAGAAAUUUUGCAGUUUCUGAAUAUCCUUAAAACAAGUAAUUCCAUCAAGCUGGUGAAUCUGCUCUCCAUAUUUAUCAGCACGUGGCUGACUGCAGCCGGGUUCAUCCAUUUGGUGGAGAAUUCAGGGGACCCAUGGGAAAAUUUCCAAAACAACCAGGCUCUUACAUACUGGGAAUGUGUCUACUUGCUCAUGGUCACAAUGUCCACCGUCGGUUACGGGGAUGUUUAUGCAAAAACCACACUUGGGCGCCUCUUCAUGGUCUUCUUCAUCCUCGGGGGACUGGCCAUGUUUGCCAGCUACGUCCCUGAAAUCAUAGAGUUAAUAGGAAACCGCAAGAAAUACGGGGGCUCCUAUAGCGCGGUUAGUGGAAGAAAGCACAUUGUGGUCUGUGGACACAUCACUCUGGAGAGUGUUUCCAACUUCCUGAAGGACUUUCUGCACAAGGAUCGGGACGAUGUCAACGUGGAGAUUGUCUUUCUUCACAACAUUUCCCCUAACCUGGAGCUCGAAGCUCUCUUCAAACGACAUUUUACUCAGGUGGAAUUUUAUCAGGGUUCAGUCCUCAAUCCGCAUGAUCUUGCAAGAGUCAAGAUAGAGUCAGCAGAUGCGUGCCUCAUCCUUGCCAACAAGUACUGUGCUGACCCGGAUGCAGAAGAUGCCUCCAACAUUAUGAGAGUCAUCUCCAUAAAAAACUACCACCCGAAGAUCAGAAUCAUCACUCAGAUGCUGCAGUAUCAUAACAAGGCCCAUCUGCUAAACAUCCCGAGCUGGAAUUGGAAAGAGGGCGAUGAUGCAAUCUGUCUCGCGGAGCUGAAGUUGGGUUUCAUAGCCCAGAGCUGCCUGGCUCAAGGCCUCUCCACGAUGCUCGCCAAUCUCUUCUCCAUGAGGUCAUUCAUAAAGAUUGAGGAAGACACGUGGCAGAAAUACUAUUUGGAAGGAGUCUCCAAUGAAAUGUACACAGAAUAUCUCUCCAGUGCCUUCGUGGGUCUGUCCUUCCCUACUGUUUGUGAGCUGUGUUUUGUGAAGCUCAAGCUCCUAAUGAUAGCCAUUGAGUACAAGUCCGCCAACCGAGAGAGCCGUAUAUUAAUUAAUCCUGGAAACCACCUUAAGAUCCAAGAAGGUACUUUAGGAUUUUUCAUCGCAAGUGAUGCCAAAGAAGUUAAAAGGGCAUUUUUUUACUGCAAGGCCUGUCAUGAUGACAUCACAGAUCCCAAAAGAAUUAAAAAAUGCGGCUGCAAACGGCUGAUCUAUUCCAAGAUGUCCAUCUACAAGAGAAUGAGGCGGGCAUGUUGUUUUGAUUGCGGACGUUCUGAGCGUGACUGCUCGUGCAUGUCAGGCCGUGUGCGUGGUAACGUGGACACCCUUGAGAGAGCCUUCCCACUUUCUUCUGUCUCUGUUAAUGAUUGCUCCACCAGUUUCCGUGCCUUUGAAGAUGAGCAGCCGUCGACGCUGUCACCCAAAAAAAAACAACGCAACGGGGGCAUGAGGAACUCGCCCAACUCCUCGCCAAAGCUGAUGAGGCAUGACCCCUUGUUAAUUCCUGGCAAUGAUCAGAUCGACAACAUGGACUCCAACGUGAAGAAGUACGACUCCACUGGGAUGUUUCACUGGUGUGCACCCAAGGAGAUCGAGAAAGUCAUCCUGACUCGAAGUGAAGCCGCCAUGACCGUCCUGAGUGGCCACGUGGUGGUCUGCAUCUUUGGUGAUGUCAGCUCAGCCCUGAUUGGCCUCCGGAACCUGGUGAUGCCACUCCGUGCCAGCAACUUUCAUUACCAUGAGCUCAAGCACAUUGUGUUUGUGGGCUCCAUUGAGUACCUCAAGCGGGAAUGGGAAACCCUUCAUAACUUCCCCAAAGUGUCCAUAUUGCCUGGUACGCCAUUAAGUCGGGCUGAUUUAAGGGCUGUCAACAUCAACCUCUGUGACAUGUGCGUUAUCCUGUCAGCCAAUCAGAAUAAUAUUGAUGAUACUUCGCUGCAGGACAAGGAAUGCAUCUUGGCGUCACUCAACAUCAAAUCUAUGCAGUUUGAUGACAGCAUCGGGGUCUUGCAGGCUAAUUCCCAAGGAUUCACACCUCCAGGAAUGGACAGAUCCUCUCCAGAUAACAGCCCAGUGCACGGGAUGUUACGCCAGCCGUCCAUCACCACUGGGGUCAACAUCCCCAUCAUCACUGAACUAGCUAAACCGGGCAAGUUGCCUUUGGUAUCAGUCAAUCAGGAAAAAAACAGUGGAACGCACAUUCUAAUGAUAACUGAACUGGUGAAUGAUACUAACGUUCAGUUUUUGGACCAAGAUGAUGACGAUGACCCCGACACAGAACUGUACCUCACACAGCCCUUUGCUUGUGGGACAGCAUUUGCCGUCAGUGUCCUGGACUCGCUCAUGAGUGCGACAUACUUCAAUGACAAUAUCCUCACCCUAAUACGGACCCUGGUAACUGGAGGGGCCACGCCGGAGCUCGAGGCUCUGAUUGCUGAGGAGAAUGCGCUUCGAGGGGGCUAUAGCACCCCUCAGACACUGGCCAAUAGGGACCGCUGCCGUGUGGCCCAGUUGGCUCUACUGGAUGGGCCCUUUGCAGAUUUGGGGGAUGGUGGUUGUUAUGGUGAUCUGUUCUGCAAAGCUCUGAAAACAUACAAUAUGCUUUGUUUUGGAAUUUACCGGCUCAGAGAUGCCCACCUCAGCACCCCUAGUCAGUGCACGAAGAGGUAUGUCAUCACCAACCCCCCGUAUGAGUUCGAGCUGGUGCCGACGGACCUGAUCUUCUGCUUAAUGCAGUUUGACCACAACGCCGGCCAGUCCCGGGCCAGCCUGUCCCAUUCCUCCCACUCAUCGCAGUCCUCCAGCAAGAAGAGCUCCUCCGUUCACUCCAUCCCGUCCACAGCAAACCGGCAGAACCGGCCCAAGUCCAGGGAGUCCCGGGACAAACAGAAUGCAACAAGGAUGAAUAGAAUGGGCCAAGCAGAAAAGAAAUGGUUUACAGAUGAACCGGAUAAUGCCUAUCCCAGAAACAUUCAAAUCAAGCCCAUGAGUACCCACAUGGCUAACCAGAUCAACCAAUAUAAAUCCACAAGCAGCUUGAUUCCUCCAAUCAGAGAAGUUGAAGAUGAAUGUUGACUCCCAGGAGACCAGAACUAUUUUUUUAAAGCCUGACAAACUUCAUAAAUGGUGAUGUGACUUUUCUUCCUCCUACAUGCUGACUCACUGGUGGAGACGUUAGGAUAAGCAAGAAUUGCGAGAAAAUAAAGUAGACAGAUCUUUCUCUUUGUCUGCCUUGAAUAUUGCUUCCAUGUAUUUUUGGAAAAGAAAAUGAUUUCAUUUAUAAAUGAACAUACUAAAAUAGUCAUGUAUAGCCUCUAGCAUUUUAAAUUAUUUUUAUUUAUUAGAAAGAAAAUAUAUUUUUUCUUUUUUUUUCCAUUGUCGGAUAUCUUCCCUAUAUCUAAACAAUGCAAAAUCAAAAUGAAUGAGUGGCCAGACUCCUUAAUGCCUAUUUCUCUUCUUUCUCUCUUUUUCUUUGAGGAGAAUGAUGGUCAUUACCACAAUUAAUUAUGAUUAAGGGGAAUGGAUUAUUAAAACAAUUUUAAAAUGGUCAACAGCGUAUACAUGUAUUUUAGUAAAUCCAAAAACGAGGACAAAAGAGGACGGGUAACUACCUACUCCUCUCCUGGAUGGGUGUGUAUUUUGAUCUGCAUUGACACCAGCUCUUAAUAAAUGGAAAUUUAUUUAUUUUCACAAUUGAAAGUAAAAUUUUUGUAGUUUUAGUUUUUGUUCUGUAUUUCUCAUCCCUCUGUUCAUAUAUUUGAAGUGAAGACCUUCUUGCAGCUUUUCUAUGAUUUUCAGAUCAGAUUUAGCCAGACAAUUAUAUUGGGAAGGUUGGGCCUGCCUGGGAUGUGGAAGUUGAGAUUCACUAAAGACAUGGCUCUGUUGCUUGUUUCAAUGGCAGGGACUCUUUAACAUGUUGUUCUGCUUCUCAUUUCAUAUUUCCAAACCACACGAGCAAGUAAUUUCAACUUUGGGAGGAUCCAGUGAACUUUCCCUCCCCACUCUAAGACUCAGAGCUUUUAGCCUGAAAGUUUGUAAACACCAAUGAAUAGUAGUUUCAGCAAUAGAAUCUCAGAGGCACUCAUUCCUCUCACUGAGUUUUUGUUUAAAAGCCAGAAAAAUUCCAUGAUCAAGGAGGCAACUUUUGACCAGAUUUUAAUCUAUUGGCUUUCCAGAUUUUAGUUACUAGGACAAAACACACAAACUUGCUAAAACAAUUUAAAAAAUAACAACAACAACAACAACAACAAGAAAAGCAACAAAUGUACUUAAUAUAGACUGUUAGAAAAAGGCCUUUGAAAAUUACCAGCGAUGAAAUAAAAUGUAUCGGCCACUUCAAAUGGUGGUCUAAAGAUUUUUCUAGCCAUCAGAUGCAAUCACAGUGUCUCAGAGCUCUGCUGUCACUUGCCUGCUCAGUGUCUAGUUGCCCUGACCACUGUUUUGUUCCAACAACUCAGCAAGUCUUUCAACUUCAAAAUUAUCAGUCUUGGAGAUGCUCAUCAGGGUUUCUGGAGAAGCAUGAAUGUGAUAGUGAUUUUCAUUUUCUUAAAAAUGUAAACAGUGGACACUUAACCAAAAUAACCAAAAGGUCCCCAUGAUAUCUAUUCCAUUAACUCUUUAGGCCAUGACCCUGUGGUACCUAGUGAUGGUAGUGCAAAUCAGAUCAGAGCAAAGCAAUGAGAUCACAUGAAAACAAGUCCACCAAGUACUUCAACUACCAACGUAGGCAAAAUGAGCUUCCACCUCUGUCCACUCCCUGCAGAGCCAAUCUAGUUGUGCUUCCACCUCGUAGGCAUCGUCCUGCAGUGACUUGUCAGACUGUGGUUACUCUGUUGUCACAUUUCGUAGAAUUAGUUCUAUAAAAGUAUUGUGAAUAUAACGUACGUCCAAUUGGAUUGUUAAAAAACUACUUAUAAUCAAUCACUAGUCUACUCAGCAGACUACAAUGAUGUCAACAGUCUAUAUCCAGGCUUAUAAACAUUUCCUGGUUUCCAACAGAAGUCAAACAUGUUUCUGGGGAGAAUCCCCUGCUCGGAUAUUGAUGGCUUUCCUAAAAGCUAGGCCUUCUUUUACAUAAUGAUCUUUGCAUUUGGGUCACCUUAGGACAUUCGCAUCGUGCAGGCUCUUCUUUCCUUCAUGAACCAUAGUGGGCUCUAUUUCACCUGUGUUGCUGAUCACCACCUCUGAAUGUGCUAUGGCUCAUUGGUCUCCUAGGGCGGGCAUCAGUGACCACUGAAAGAAUCUUAUGCAAUCCCCUCACCUGUGUCCUUUCAUACCUAGGUAGGCUGGAAACAGAAGUGUAAACUCCACACCAAGUCAAGUCCCUUUAUGUGUAGAGAUUUGAAUUUAAACUUUAAAAAAUACACAUAAUGGCCAAAAUAGCUUCCUGCUGUGAAGGGCUCCCUGGUUCAUCAAGCAUCCUCCAAAAACCAAGUUGGUAGAAAUCCAUUUUCUUCUAACGGAGAGCAAUAAGCUCAUGCUGUUUUGCCUUUGGAUAAUGAAUUAUACUAAACCAGAAAGCAAAAUCAUGCAUUUCUUUUACAAAGAGGUAUGCAAAAUCACUAGGUAGCUGCCCCUCUGACGAAAAUUGGCACCUGGUAAGUUGAAAGUGAAAUGGAAACAAAAAUAAAAUCUGUACGGUCACUGGGGUGCUCAAGGGAAUACCAGAGCUUUCUGACUUAUAUGUGUGUUGAGCUCUAUGUCCCUGAGCAGUCCUCAACCAUCCCUGCUAUGAAAGACUGUCUUCUCACCUACAUCCACCUGAGAACAGAGGUGGUCUUCUUUGGCAUAGUCUACGCUAGAAGGCUCUGGUCUCCCAUCCCAGUUCAAGGUUCCAGAAAAGCCAUUUUCACAAACUAAUGCUACUUGGGUUCUUUGUAGCCAGACUUAUCAACAGGCUGUUUACAAGGCAGAAAACCUACUUAGAAGUUCAUCAGCACCAGCAUCACCUUUAUCAUUGAGAACAAAAAAUUAUUUUUUCUAAGUAAUUUUAUAUAUGAGAAUAUUGCUUUGAACCAAUAUAAAACACAUUAAAUAAAAGUGUGACUAAUGCAUGUUGGAGAACACUCAGGAACUCUCUCCUCCUAAGAUUGUGGCAUCUUAAGACAUUUUAUAAAAAUAAACUAAUGGAAUACUCCAAAUAAACAAGGAAUUAUAGCUGCUUGGUUGGGGUUAGAAAGGGGCAAAUAAGAAUCCAUAUGACAUUAGGGUUAUUUUCAUGUGGGAAGCAAAUGUGCCCUACUGAUAGUCUCAGGGUUCAAGAGCAACAUCUGCAAACAACUAGCUAUGAACUUUGAAAAUGUGUUUUAAACUCCCCAAGUCUCAGUGACCUUACAAUGAAGGUAAUUCAUAGAGAUGGCUCCAAGGCCCCUCCAGAUCUGAGAGGACAGGAUCUAAAGUAGAAGUGGGAUCGUAGGAGCGGCUGUCUGUCCUUAGCCAGUCCCUUGGAGACGAUCUUGUCCAGGACUGGAAAAAAUGGUCCAUCCAGCUAUAUUAUCCAUGUUGUAUUCCUGAUAUGAAGGUAGAGUAUAUUUUCUGCUCUGGACAUAGGCUAGUCAGGUUCAUUCCUAUGCUUUUCAGUUUGGAAGAUUGUUAGAUUCAAGAUACAAAAUACUAAGUUUGAAUGCACCUGAAUUUCAUUAAUCCAGUUGUUCUGUCUGUUUCUAGGGUUAUAUUCUCAAUAUUAACACUACCUUCCCUUUCCCUAGGUUCAAGGCCAAGCUUUAGUUAAUUCUCUCAUCUCUAACCCAUGUCUCAUCUCCAAUGUCCAGGAUGAAGUUACAGACUCGAGGCUCCUCUGAUUCCUGCCAUUAAUCCCAUUUAGGUGUUCCCUCACCACCUUGAUUCAGGAAGUAAUCAAUCUUACUCCUCAUUUCAUUUCCUCUUUUAUCUGAUUUUUUUCAUUAAUACCCCAACCAUUUCUUUUCUACUUUAUAGAUGUAAUUUUGAUCUAUCACUUUUAUCAUCAAAGAGAAACUCACUGAAAGAAGGAAGGGCUAAAAAAGGAGGAGGAAGAAAGGUAGAAAGGGAGAAAAAGAUUAUUCAAUAAAUUGGGAUGCAAGUCACUUGACACAUGUUCAACUUGGACAUUGAAUUCCAGUACAGAAUCUGUCCAUUUUCUAUUCUGUUCCUAUAUGUUGCAAUUGGAAUGGUGGUAAAGCCACCAAUCACAAGGCCCUUGAAAAGUGCUCACUGCUUAGGGCUUGACCCACUUUUUAAAAAAAAAUAUUUUUUAGUUGUAGAUGGACACAAUGACUUUAUUUUAUUAAUUUAUUUUUAUGUGGUACUGAGGAUCGAACCCAGUGCCUCACAUGUGCUAGCAAGUGCUCCACCACUGAUCCACAAUCCCAGCCCCUUGACCCACUUUCUUUAGAACAGAGAAUUCACUUUUAAACUUCCUGAUAAAAGAUCUCUCUACUCCUCUUCUCUUCACCUUGUGUUCCAAAGGGCAUUUUUCUUCUAUCAAGCAGAGAUGAUUCAACAUUUAUAUCCAUCCCAUGAUCACCAAAUGAAGGGAUGAGGUCCUUUGACUUUAGUUAUGAGAGAGUAGUAGUUAGACAUGAUUUCCAGCUGAUUUGUAUUAGUGUGGCCAUGUUGAUUAUUGAAGUGGAGUUCAUCCUGAUUGCUUGCUGCCCAUGCAGUACAGUUGUGAAUAAUUUCAAUAUUGUCAUGAAAUAAGACAAUGCAGAGAAAUUUUAAAUUUUAUUUCUCAAGAGACUACAGAGUCUACUUUGUCAUCCUUCUGGCAAACUUGUUUUAACAUUUUCUGUGCUCAAAGGUAGCAAGCCCUUUCGCCCCACCAUCGUUGGAAGUUCCAUGAUUUUGUAGUCCACAUGGCUAGACUAGAGAAAGAAUUCUGAGUUAGACUAUCUUUCCAGAGCUUCCCCUUUUAAUUUUAGCAUAAACAUGGGCCUAAGACCCAUUUUAAACAUUUAAUUUUGUUUACUCCUAACAUGAAAAUGGGCCUAAGACUCUUUAUCUAAAGGGGAAAUUUAGAACACACAUUAAAGAACUGGGAAGAAAGAACAUAAUGAAAGAGGUACAAGUAGCAUUUUAUGGUACCCUGAGCUAAGGGCACACACAUGCUGCCAAGAACCAGAACUUAGAGUUGAAAGGAAGAAGAGGUUGUAUUGACCUGGGGGGCCUGGGAGAAUGCAGAGGAAUAUAAAGUUUGAUGGAUUUUGGAGGUUUUUCAAUAAGAUAUGGGAGACAGGACUGGGAAGAUGUGGAUUAUGAGUGCUUUCCAGAAAGAAGGGCUCACUGGGCUACAGUGCAUUCGUAGGAAUGUGAUUUCAAAACUACUAUGUGGACCAUUUUGUCUAUUGGGAGGAGCUAGUAGUCCAAGGGUCAAGCUAAAAAGUUUAGAGUUGAUUUAAAAAGUUACAGAAAGCCCCUAAAUAUUUUAAACAAAGAGUCCGUGCAUUUUUUUUUAGACUGAAAGUUUAGAGGUUGGUUCUUUCUGGACAUCAUGGUGGAAGUGCAGACUCUGUUUCUGAACAUUUCCUCAGCAGCAUGAAGUCCUAAGGGCUGUGUAUCCAUGCUCCCCACUCGCCAUGUGCAGCUCCUGCCUUCCUCACAUGCCUUGCUCCCUGUCACAGACAUCCUGCACUAUUUAAUUACUAGAAUGUCAGCCACAGAUCUAUGGAGUAAAUUAAAGGGAAGGAGUAGGUUUUUAGAUUUUUUUUAAAAUUCACCUUCCAAUUAUACUAUUUUCUGGGCAUUACUAUUAUAAGAACAUGAGAUAGGCCAACAACAAAUUGUAGAACAUAAUUACUAGUCUAGAACUGCCAGGUAUGAAUUCCUGGUAUUAAAACAUCCUGCCAAGUAAUCAGGUAGCCAUUGCUCAGUAACCAGUUAGCCACUCAGUAAAUAUUUGAAAGAAGAAUGGAACAGGAUAGCAGGAUGAUUGCAUUAUAGGUCUUGCUAUCAGUAAUCUUAUAAUUCAACCCAAACCAGAAACAUACAGAGCCCUUAGAGACAGACAGCACCACCUUUCGGUAAUGGCAGGAGUUUAAACAAGGGAGACGUGCUAUGGUACAAAGUGGUCCAGCAAUAAGGGCUUUCUGAAUCAUCAAGGGACUUAGGAGUUAGGUCAGUAGAGAGACAGCAUUCUAGACCUGAAGACAGACCGUCUGAUGUGUGGUAGUAGAGGUGAUGUUACUCAGUAAUGGCUAAUGGAGAUUUGUUGAGCAGCCACUGGGCGCUCUUUGCUGGAUAAAACUUUUAGAGAAAGAGAGCACGCCUGCCUAACUGGGAGCACAAGGCACACAUAUAUGAAGAAGAGCUUGUUGCAUGAAGCAGGUGUUCUAUAAAUACUUUUUGAAUGUGAGAACAGUGAGCAGUGAAUAAUGGUCAUGGGUCAUAAUGGCUGAGGGAGCUUGGCUGGGGUUGCAGAGCUGGGUGUUGAUGCAAAGGCUGCUGGUCUAGAAAAGUUUCUUUGUAAAGGUGAUGCUUCAUUCUGACCUUAAGGGCAGGGCCAUGCAGAGGUCUAGGAAGAAAAGAAGACUGCAAGGGGCGUGAUCCAGUGCAGACAUCUGGGAAAUGUGCUGUGUGUAUCCAGAGCAGAAGGGGCAGAGAGCGGUCCAUAGGGAAGACCCCACAGGCAGAGGGUGGAGAAGGCGCAGCUGAGAGGAGGUUGCCGCCGACCCCCAGAUGUGGAAGCCACAUGCUUAUAGAGCUCGAAACAUGAGGAGUCUGGAUGAAUUCUCCAGAAGAUAAAGUGUAGGUUUAGAAGAUCAGUUGGUAGAACUGUUGGGAGGUUAAACCAUAACUUUAGGGGCUAAAAAGAGCAAAAUAAAUAGAUGUUUUGGGGAUAAGAGAUUUGCGGUACUCAAGUACCAGGGAAAUAGGAAAUAAGAGAGAAAAAUUCUAAGAAAGAGAGGAUGGGUCAUUUGUGAGGUCAGAGAUGAGGGUUUUGGAGAUGGUGCCUCAGAUGUAAGGGACUCCCUUGCAGGAAGCAGGGGCUUUGCUGGUUUGCCUUUAUCUCCAGAGCCUGUCACCGAGCCCGGCUUGGAUAGGCAGACAGCUGGCCACUCUGGGUUACCCUGGGCAUCUUAGAAAUGAAGGGAGCACAGGACGCCUUGGUCGUUGGCACUGUUUUCUGGAGGACUCAAAGCAGAGGGAUCUUGAGGCAACGCUUCUUUCAUUUUCUGCUCAUGUUAUUUCAUUGCUCCUCGUCCCUCAUUGCAGAGUGCACACUGGCAGCUUCGGUUUCAGGGACCUUGAGACAAACACUACAAUCACCUUGCUUUGAUGGCUUUUCUGGACUGGGAAUAUAAGGAGACAUGUUUUGGCCUGGUGAAAAAUGACCUUAUUUCUAGGUAGAAUUUAAAUUUACAAGGAUUUCCUCCCCUUGGUUUAUCCCCUUGAGGACCUCUGUGUUUCCCGUUCUCUUCUACCUUGCUCUUCAGCAGAAACGGGGAUGAAAGGGACACCAGAGCUCUCCAGGGCCUGCCUCAGGAAGCACCGCUGGCCCACUGUUUAGAGUCGCAGAUAGAAACCUACCUACGCAGCACACAGGCCUGCCAGAGACCCCAGAGCUUCCUUCACGAGGGAUUCAGGGUCAACACGAGAAGGCAGUCACAAGGAAGGGAGCCCUGCUAACAAGGGGACCAAGCCCCGCUUCUCCACUAAACCAGAGCCUUGCUGCCCCAGAGCGACUCAUUCACCUCCCCUUCCUUCCGCUGAACGCGUGUUUUGACCAGAACCUGCAACAUUUCAAAUGUAAACCAAGAUCUGCCUGGAAAUCCUAAUUUAAAAAGUUCCACUCCCAGGCGGCACAGUUACAUCCUGCCUAAAGUUUCUGGCCCACAGCCCACCACCCAGACACCAACAGGAAAUUUCCCCCCACUUAACACCAAACCCUGCACUCAAGGUUUCUGCAGGGGACAAAGGAGGAAAAAAAAAAAAAAGGCACAUAAGCAGA